AUGUUCAGUUUUAAUUCACAAUAUGAGGUAACACGGCAACAAGACAACCAACAGGGUACAGUGAUGUUGGCAGCGACAAUCUGUCCUGUAUCAUCUCCCUCGGCUCCGAGCGAAUCUUCUCCUGUCAACCGUUUUCUUGUCGCGCAGAAGGCCCGCGAGCGAGAAUGCAGGGCGGAGCAGAAGAGAAAGCUCAGAAGGGAGCAAAACGCUCUGGUGGCAAGGCUGGACGAGCUGCUUCCUGAUCAAGCCAAGACCGAGAACUUCAAGGGAGUGGGUCACAGAUCGCUGGGGUCCUCCGGUCGAUCGCUGUCCCUCGUCCUGCAGGAUGCCUGUAAAGUUCUGAGGAGUUUGAACGCCCAGCCUAGGCAGCCAAGCUGUCAGGCUCCUACCAGCGCAGCUCUCUACCGCGAGCUUCUUCUGUCGAGCCGAUGCUUGCACAUAAUGGAGGUAGACCUCGACAGACUGAAGGUGACAGCCAUGAGCGAAUCGGCGAAGCAAUACUUCCACCUCACGGAGAGGAAGGACGUAUUCGAGGCUGUCGACCCUCAGCUGCGGGUUGAUGACCACCGGAUGUUUCAGACUUUCGUGCUGGAGCUGAGGUACUCGGCUGAGAGGCGGGUCAGCGCACAAGUGCUUCUGAAAGCUCAAGGAAAACAGAAGCAGGAAAGCAAGCCGUCGAUUCCUGCCUUCCUGGUCGAGUCAGACUGUCAGCUGCACCAUGUGAACGCGUUCCUCGCCAGGACCGGAGUGACUGCGGGCAGAUGGAACCUUGCCGUGCUCGUGUUCUCUCCCUCAGAAUCGAUCCGAGGACAGCAAGGAGGACAAGAACGUCCUGCCCCUCCCUGCAAUAGCCGCAUGUUGCUCACUUCCCAGCUCACGUCCAAUGAGGCGAACCUGAUGAAUCGUCUGGCGUUCUUCGCUCCUGGCGGGGUCAAGGUGACUGCAGUCAAGCGAGUAUGA
This is a messenger RNA of Guillardia theta CCMP2712, 960 nucleotides long. RefSeq lists its product as hypothetical. The coding region runs from base 1 to 960 and encodes 319 amino acids. The record is from RefSeq and is a predicted model, not a curated record. The transcript has a single exon. NCBI's taxonomy places the organism in Eukaryota, Cryptophyceae, Pyrenomonadales, Geminigeraceae.